AAACUAGGCGAGUGAUUAUAGAAGUAGGGCAAUCCAGAUUUCGCCAUUUUUACUUUUCAGUGAAAGGAGAUUUUAUAAUUGUCAGGCUGGAGGACGAAGAAUAUUUUGAGAAAAGUGUGUCAUACUUGAUUAUUCGUAGUCAGGUUUAUUACUUGAGAAAAUCAUAGUAUAAUAGUGUGGUUUUGUUUAUUACUAACGUUUGUAUGUAGUGCUACUUCACCGCCGUAAGGUUGCUCGUUGGUGUGUCGCUUAGCUAAAUUCAAUGGCUAUGAUAUCGAAGUUUUAAUCUGGCGAGUCGCUUUGACGUUCACCGCGGGGCACAGUAACGAGGAAGCGAAGUGACGCGGUCAGACAUGAGCAGGCCUCAGGGCGGACGGAUCCAAGUCCCCGAUGACCUCAGAGAGAUCCUGCUGGAGUUCACCAUCAGCUACCUGCUGGAGCAGCCGGGAGACGUGAUCAACUACGCGGUCGAGUUCUUCACCAGGCUACAGAACAACAGGACAACGACGAUAGUGCGAGGCCCGUCGGCGGGCACUCCCGAUGAGUCCAUAAUAUCAGACGAAGAAGAGCCGCCAGUGGCGCGCUUCAACAAUCGACGCAAAUCGGUGUUCGCGGAGACAUACGACCCUGAAGAGGAUGAUUCGGACGAAGGCGCACCGGCAGUGUUCCCGAAGUCAGACGCUCAGCGGGCGAGACUGGCCGAGGCUGUCCGGGGCAUACUGCUGUUCCGCUCCCUUGAUGCGCAACAAAUGCAGCAGGUGUUGGACGCGAUGUUCGAGAAGCGUUCAGAGCCCGGCGAAUACGUGAUCCGGCAGGGCGACGACGGCGACAACUUCUACGUGAUCGAGAACGGGGUGUUCGACGUGCUCGUCAACGGGGACGAUGGAGUGGAGAAGGUGGUCCACACAUACGAGGGGUCGGGCUCGUUCGGCGAGCUGGCGCUGAUGUACAACAUGCCGCGCGCGGCGUCCGUGCGCGCGCAGUCGCCCGGCGCGCUGUGGGCCAUGGACCGCCACACGUUCCGCCGCAUCCUGCUCAAGAGCGCCUUCAAGAAGCGCAAGCUGUACGAGGAGCUGCUGGACAAGGUGCCCAUGCUCAAGGCGCUGCAGUCGUACGAGCGCGCCAACCUGGCGGAUGCGCUGCUGCCGCGUACGCUGCUGGACGGCGAGCUGAUCAUCCGGCAGGGCGACACCGCCGACGGCAUGUACUUCGUCGAGGACGGCUCCGUCAGCAUCCGCAUCGCGCGCGACGACGGCAACGAGCACGAGAUCAAGCGCCUAGGCAAAGGUGGCUACUUCGGUGAGCUAGCUCUGUGCACCCACAAGCCCCGUGCUGCCUCCGCUUACGCCGUCGGACCUACCAAGGUUGCAUUCCUGGACGUGGAGACGUUCGAGCGCCUGCUCGGGCCGUGCAUGGAGAUCAUGAAGCGGAACAUCGACGACUACGAGGAGCAGCUCGUCAAGCUGUUCGGAGACAAGAGCAACCUCACCGACGUGCGAUGAGCGCCCCGCCCCGCACUCCGCGCCCCCCGCCUUGACGUCAUCGGUCCACCGCGCCCCGCUCUCACCCCUUCUACCGCUGAAGCGAUGCGUCCCCCGUGACGUCAUCCAUCUCCCCACUCUUACCCCUCCCGCUCCGCCGCUGAAGCGAUGCGUCUGCCGUGACGUCAUCGCUCGACUUCCCCACACAAACUCUCCAGCGAUACAGUCCCGCUGAAAUGAUGCGUUUCUGACGCAACAUGGCAUUACCUUGUAGGGCAGUAUUAUUUCAUCGAUGUUUAUAAAAAAAAUUAACGUGUGUGCUUUACCACAUCACUGAAGUAAAACUUUUUUCAAAAAAAAUAACACAUAAAAGAGAAACUUGAAAAAUAGUAGCGGUUAGCAGCGCCAUCUCUCGUACUAGGCCCAACUUGUAAAAAAUCAAAUUGAAAAUUUAUUUAUUUCAAUUAAGCUCAGUUUACAAGCAGUUUUGAAAGGUCCCGUUUAUGUCAUAUUUUAAUUUAAUCUAAUAAUAGUCGAACACUUAAAAUUAAAGUUACGAGGGUUCCAAACGCGCCUUGGUCCGAGAAGAGCCCACAACAAUACUGAGUUUGUUGUGGGCUCUUUGUGGGUUGUUGCCACUUUACAGGCAACAAUAUUACCAUGGUUCAAAGUUACAUAGUCCUGUGUAUCGCGACAGAAAUGCAUUAUUUCAACGUUCGUACUCUACAUUGUCCUUGGUUGGAAAUAUCACACGCCGCUAUUCAAGACCACUGUUUGGUUAUUUUUUUUUUUUUUACAUUUACACUUGCGUUUAUUCAACGUAUGAAUACGUCACACUAACGUAAUGUUUGAUGAAUACAUACACAGUCCUACGGUAGUGUAAAGUGUCUAUUUUGUGUUGCUAAAGUACGCAUGCUGUUACACAAAUGUCAAAACUGAAACCAAACUUUUAAUAUUACAAAAUAAAUAAUUUCCAAAUAUUGAAUGUGUCAUAGACAUUUGACAAUUUUUUUUUAAUGUUUGCGCAUUAAGAUAUUGUAACCUAAAUUCGCAAUUAAUAUGAUGGGGUUUAAAAGACAUGUAUUUUUGGGAGCCUCGAGAACGCGACAAAUGAAAAUUAUUAGUAUUUUUUUUCAUUGUCAUUGGUCGCCUCAGCUCUUGAGUCGAUGGGUCUCGAGUCUUCUUUCCAUCUUAGACUCAGUGGUGUGCACAAGGUUUUUAACUAGGGUACUAUAUGUACGAAAUGGAAAAUUUAUUCUCCAUUUUCUCAUAGUCUGUGAAGUCCACUACUUAGACUACAUUAGUGUUAUUAUAAACAGCAUGAGUAUUUUAGCUAACAAAAUUUUAGUGACGAAUGUUUUUUUGUAUAAUUUGCAUAUCGCAAUAUAAAUAUGCUGAGGACUGAAAAUUUUAAGCAUUGAAAUUAAAUUAAAUCAUCUAAAAGUAUCCACCACUGUAUAAAUUGCUAAAUAUUUGCAAUACUUUGCUAUAAUAUGUGUAUUGUCAUUUAUUAACUAUGUUGUGGGCACUUAAAAAAUCUACUUCAAAUAUGACAUAAAUAAUUAAUUUUGUGCUGGUUUUCAGUCCUCCCAAUAUGAAUAAAUAGAUUUUACAAAGUCGUCCUUAAAACUUAACCUAACUUAAUAUAUUUUGCGAUCUCCAUAUAAAUGGAUUGCCAUUGAAUAUAAUACCCCAAAUUAUCACUUUUUAACCAAUUAAAAUAAUUUUUUAAAAAUUAGAACCAAAGCGGCAAUUUUUUUGAUUUAACUCUGAUUUCGGCCAUACUUGAAUCACUUUAGUUCUCUAGGUGCGAUCGAUUUUAAUUAUAGUCUGACAAGUUCUUUUUUGACACUCCCGUGAUGUGCGGGCGACGGGGGGAAAGACUGCGCGGGUGUGAAGGAAGUGAGAUGCAUCAGUCGUGGGUUUUUCAUUCAUCGCUACACAUUGGUAGUUACGAACGAACUUGCCAAACUAUAACAAUUUGUUUUUAAAAAGUGCCAUGUUAUUUUUAACCGCUAAGUUGUUUUAGAUUACGAUGAAGAGGCAAGGGGGGAUUUUAAAAACUGGGAACGUCCAAUAAUAAUGCAUUGUAAAAAAGAAAAACAAUAAUACGCUUAUUUUAGAUAGAUAAAAUGCCUUAGUAGCUAUGUAAAUGUAGAUAUCCGUGCAUUGUCUGUGUAUAAUUGACCUAUGGUUCAACAUAUGGGUAUCAGUUUAGAUCGUGCCGCGUUGCAAGUACUAACUCAUGACUAAGGGCCCCGUAUGGGUUGGAAAUUAGUCAUACUCCGACAUAAUAAAUUAAUUUGACCUGGUGUUGGUUUUGUAAUAAACUUUGCUUUUACAAGUUUUUCGAAUCACAAUAAAAUUGCAUUUAUAUGCAAAAUAUGUGAAGUAUAGUUGUUUUUUUAUAUUUAUUUCAAAGAAUUACGAUAAUAAAUGGUAAAUUCAAUUCCAAAAUUUGGUGAAUAACGAAACAAUAGGUACGCUUAAAUUGUUAAAUCAAUAUAACAAGAAUCAAUUAAAUUUAAUGCGAUUUAAUUGGGAAUAUUCGAUUUCAAAAUUUAAUAAUAGUUAAUUCAAUUAAUGUAUUGAUCAGCUGUCAAUGUAAUAAUAAAGUUGGUUGGUUCAAUUGCAUUUGAAUUACAGCAGUUGAUCAACUAAUUCAAUUGAAAGUGACUUAUUACAAUUUCAUUAGUUGAUCAUUUAAUUGAAUAUAUAGUGAUUUGCUGUCAACUUGUUUGUUUUAAGUAAUUGAAACAGUUCAAAGCCACGGUCAUUAUGUAAUAUGACAAUGAAUUAAAACCUGAAAUAACUUAAAUUGUGAAGAAGGCAUUUAGUCUUAAAAUUUUAUUAGUGAAGGUUUCUAGAAGGGUGGAAAAUGCAUUACUAUUGGACGUUCUGUCCUAUCUAAUAUUAGGAUAUUCUUCUACCGCCAUACUGUUUUCUCCAAGGUGUUUUCCAUAGAAAAACAUUUGUUUUUUAAUUCCUAUAUGAUACAAAAUUAAUAUACCUAGAUUAGAUAUAAAUCGGUGAAUAGAUUAAAUCACUUCACUUACAUUACUAAUUAAUUAUUUAUUUCAGUAACAGUAAUUAAUUUUUUACAUUUAUUAUUAUUUAUGUAUAUUGAGAAAGUAUUAUGAUCGGUUUUAAAAAUGCCAAAUUAUUGUUAAUUUUCGUAACAUUACAAUUGCAUUGUAAUACAAAUUUAGAUCAUACUUAAUUUUAGAAUGAAUACAAUGAAUUUUGGUCUCGAUAAAAAUUAGUUGUGUUUCAGCCACAACGAAAAAAAAAAUAUUUUAUUAAUUAUUAUAAUUUAAUUUAAUAUUUUAUAAAGGAAAAAGAGUUUGUUUUUGUUUAUUCUUUUUUCUUUUUAAUUGUACGUUUUUAAUUCUAUUUUCUUUUUUUCUCUUGUUUUAGAGCGCUUGUUUUGUUUGCCAGUUAAUUAUUUUUGCUGAAUAGAUCUGAGGUGUGUUAAUGUUGUAACAUGUACAAUGUACUUUAAAUCCAUACUCGAACGCAACAACCCUGUAAAUGUCGAUUUGUUAUACUCCGCGGCUGUGAAGUUUCAAAAUAUAGUAAGUGACAUUGAUCUUUUUUUACAGAAAAACCAAAGAACAUUCAGUUUUAGUAAACGCCAAAGUGUUUUAUUGUAAAACUGUCGUAGCUUAGCUUGUCGGGAAUUUAUUCCAGUUCCAUAUUGUUGAAUAUCUUGAACAAGAAGUCCUAUUUGAAGGUCUUCUGCAGUUAUUUGAAGAAACAUGUCCCUUGCUAAGUUUUGAAGUUUUCAGUUCAAUUGGUAAAUGAUACAUUGUGCGUGUGAGUAGUAUCCAAGCUUAAAAAUCAGUGUGUAUGUUUGUGUGUUCCGAAUAUUCACGCGUGUACGUCAAACCCUAAUAGCGUUCCAGUAUUAUUUGAAAUUGAAAAAAAUAUUCAUUUGUAAAAUCCAGCCAAAGUACGGCUGUGCUAUUUCAAAACAUAGCGAGAGAUUUGAAAUUUUACAGGAAACCCAAAAAACACUUUUUAAGUGGUUAUUGUUGUAAAUUUGCAAAGAUGAUUUAUUUUUAUUGUGAAUUUAAAAAUGUAAAAAAUGCAUUAAAAAAUGUCUAUUACUAGGUUUUCAAAUUUCACAGCCGAUGUAGAUGAAUUCAUAAAAAUCAUAUGUAGCACCAUAUAAUGUUUAAGCCUAUAUUUAUACAUGUAGUAGUUAGUUUUUGAUCACUUCUUAUUGUAAUUUAAAAUAUUUGUAGAUUAGGUAAAUUUGUGGAGUUGAUAGUCUAAAUCCUGAAGGGAGUGGUGUUAUAUUAUGUUUUGACGCUGUGUACAAAAUGAAUAUGUACAAAUUAUAUCAGUUGCCAUAGAAGAUUUUUAUUGUUUUUAUGUUGUUUUUUUUUUUUUGCAAAUACGAGGUAAUGAGAGUUUACUAUUUUUAUUUUUCACUGUUAUGCCACUCUAUCUCCGAAUUUAUGAACGUUUUGGCUAAAGCAAUGUCGUAGAAACAAGAUGUUAUACUAAAGAUGCGUUAUCUAAAAUAGUAUUCGGUAUUCAUAAACAGUGUAUUAACUAAACCUCAAUAGGUCUACAAUUAUACCAUUGGUCAAUGGUGGGUAGUCCAAUGGGAUGGGGGACUAAAAUAAUACAGUCUGUGACUAAUUGGGAGACUAUUAUAAUUAACAAAAAAAGAUAUAACAGCAUAUUCCGUAAAAAGAGACUAGUAUCUACACGCAAAAUAUGUUGUAGUUAGCAAAAUAUUAUGGGUUUUAGGUUAUUAACUAUAAAAAAUGCGUCUUCAGUUUUACAUACAAACAAGCUGUCUACUGUCAAACAGUUUUAUGUACAUAUUACCUCUGCAUCCAAUGUCAAGCGGACUACCUCGAUAGAUUGACUAUACUAAUUAUACUUGACUUUAAAGUCCGGCCGCUCAGAGAUUGCGUUUCUGACAGAUCGUUACAAACAUAUUCAAUUACAAUCGCCUCGUUAUUUUGUCUAAUCACUACAAAGACAAACAGUUGGCAUAACCUUGAAACAGCGCACUUUAACAACCUUGUACGCCAGUUCGAAGCUACAUCGCCCAUUCGAUCACGACCAGUCAGAAACGCUAUCUCUGAGCGGCCGGACUGUAUGUCUUCGACUUGAAGGUUUAUCAUCUUGUUCCACUGGCCUUGCUUUAGUUACGUUUAACAGUUUCUCAUGCUUGCAACUAACUAACUAAAUGUGUUUCGAAGCGACAGGGCUGAGUUCCUCAUACCAUAGCUUAUACAUUCCCCAGUUGCUGAUUACGAAGUUUACGUAAAUGCUUUAUUUUUGUUGUUGAAUAAUGAAAGUUUUAUUUGUGUCUCUAUAGUUAGAUUCACUUCAAGUGCCUAUCUCAUAACAGGACACCAGUUAGCUUCACUUAUCUGUAACGUUUAACUUUGAGGUGCAGAGGUGCAAAGCGAACAGUUUUCGAAAUACAGCUAUUUUCAUAGAGCAGAGCAGUCUGCUCUAUGAAAAUAGCUAGAUUCUUUAUAUUCGUAGUCCGUAGUCCUAUAUUUAUGGUAUGGAUGAUGAAUAGAAAAUUUAUGUUGCUAUUUUACAUGAUGCCUUACAAUCAAAUACUGAGAAAUUCUCGGCAAAUUAAUCGACGGAGCAAAUUAAUACAGCCAAGUUUAACAUCUGAAGUUCAGAAGUAGAAUCGAUUAUUUCGAUUGUCAAUAUCUCUUGUCGAGUCUACAUUGAUCCGUCAUUUUUAUGUCUACUAGAGGUAGACUCCAUCUAACGACCGUUUUCAAUAACCUACCCAAGAUUACGGAUAGAUAGCUAUCCUCGAUUAUCAGUAACAGUCAAAACUAUCUGUCAGUAGGUUAUUGAAAAGCAGAUAAGAAUAGAAAGAUGGAUAUUCUUAACUUUAGUAAGCGAAAUGGCGGAUAGACAGGUUAUUGAAAACGGCCGUAAGGCAACAGGAAGUCACUAUUGAUUUCACUCACCAAAAACUCUCCAUAUUUCUCAAUGUAAUCCCAAGUUUAACAGAAGACUCCCUUAGAGAGUAGUUUCAUCCCCCUACAAUUCUAUCCCUCUAGUUCGAAUCUUCUAAAUCUGUAACACUUGAAAUUGAUUAAAACAAUUUAUUUGUUUCUUUGGCGCAUGGAUUUCUCAGUAAAAUAGCAAAAUAAAGUGUCGUGAACUUCUGUAGACACCUGCUAAUAAUCUAUAUUUGGGAAAGCAUCUCGCUAUGCGUCUAUGCACAACAUUAGUAGAAAAGCCAUUCGCAGAACAUGUUUUCAUUUUGCAGAACGAAGAAUAGACCUGUCAGUCACAAAAUGCAAUAUGUUGUAUGGUGAGCUUGCAAAUAACGCAUUCUUUGGUUAUUAUAACCUAUAAUUGUUUAUAUUUAUGUCUGUCAGCUUUAUUCCUCUGUCUGGCAUUAGUGAGAACGACAUUUUCUACAUGAAUAUGAGUAAAUUAUUGUGAGGGGAGUAUGUGUAUAUUAAUCUUUUCUUGUCUAUGUAUUCUCACAAAUGCUUAGGUUUGAUUGAUGUAAUACUAAAACUUUUUAGAGUAUUUAUGUGCACCGUGGUUUAACGUUCAAAUUGUAUCAGAAUUUAUUAAUAUCCUCUAUAUUAUUACUAUUAUUGCAAUGAUUAAUUAUUAUUAUUGUUGUGUCGAAUAUUUAAAUCGUUCAGAGCCUUUGUUGAUUGGCUUUGGCAGUGGCUAUUCACUACAUAGCAUUCAGGUUCGAUGGCUUAACCCGUUAGGGUAGAAACUAGAAACCCAAGUUUUUAUAACUCGACAGAUUGAGUUUCAAAUUUGUCUCUAUCUCUCUCUGUCCAUAGUAUCGUGAUAAACAGAGAGAGAUAUAAAUCGAAAUUCAAACUAUCGAGUUUUAAAAACAGCGCUACAGGUGAGAUUACAGUCAAUAGGUCUUUCAAUAUAAAGCUUAUUUUGAUGUAAAUCCAUACAAAUUAGGUAUUAUUCGCUUACAAAAACGAAGCUGAACCGUAUGUAAAACGUUUUAAAUAUUCGGAACAAUAAACUUUUAAAAAUUGUGAACACAUAUUCAGUGAUUAUUACAUUAAAAUUGUCAGCCGGUCUGAUUAAUGAUGUAAUAGAUUUUUUUAGAGCAUAAUAUUUAUUGGUUUUUAAAAUCGUAUUUGUGCAAGGAGGUGCAUAUUACAUGCACAUUGUUAUUAUAUAUAUUCGUAUAUAGUUUUGUGGGUGUGUGUGAAACGUGAGAUUUCCUUUCUAUGAUACAUAUUUAUAUUUCCAUGUAUAAGGGUCUUGGCACAAUUGGUACGUUUAUAUUAGUGAAAUGAUGUAUUCGUGAAUGUUGGUAAUGUUUAGGGCAGAGGUUCCCAAACUUUUUUUUCACAUAGACCUCUUUCAAAAUUUUGCUGGUUCUGGUGGACUCCCUGCUACCUUUCUACAUAAAAUAUUAACUUCCAAACCGAUGGUAGAGCAUCAGCCAAUGGACUUCCUCUGCUGGACAUUGACUUCUUGUGAGGACUUCUAAACAACAUUGUCUGGAGAUAAUGGAUAUAGCGGGUUGUAGACCACUUUGUCUUCGGUCCACCUAGUCGAGUGUCGACCAAACACUACGCUUUCCAUAAUACUAUAUCAAAAGCUGAAAGUACAUCUUAAUUGGGUGUGUAAUUGUAGUAGCAAAUGAUAAUGAGGGAUUUCUUAUAUGACUGAUCAUUAAUUUACCAUCACCCGAUGAACCUCCACUGCUGGACAGUGGCCUCUUCUGAGGACUUCUAAACAACAUGGUCUCAAGUUACUACCGCAGACUGCUUUAGGUUGUCGGUCCACCUCAUAGAGGAAUUAAAUCGAAUGCAUCGCAUCCAUCAUAUCGAUCGUUAUCAUAUGCUAUUGACAGAGGGGUAGCGUCUAGCGAGGCAGGUCCUAAAGUAAUUGGUCUGAGCUGCGCCUAGUCGAGUGUCAACUAAACUACGCUUUCCAAGUCGCUACUAUAAGCGUAUCGAAUGUGCCAAGAGUCUUCGUGUUUGUUACCGUACGGGUGUGUGACAUAUUGUGUACACUGUUUAAUGCCGCUGUGUAUCGGUCCCGUAGUUGAUAGUAUGUGCAAUAUUAAUACAAUCAUAUUAUAUAACACACGUGGUUUACAUGAAUGUCGGAAAUUGUGUCAAUGUGGAAUUUAUUUAUUAAUAGUUUUUAAACUACACUGAAAUGUAAUUUAAUAAUGCUGAUUACCUAGAUAUUUAGGAAUAUGGUACGGUACAAGAUGUGAACUUGAUUUAUACAUCAUUGUUUUUAGUACGGGGAAACAAGGUCUCAUAUCUAUCUAGAUAUGAGAUAAACGAAGAUCAAAUUUGACGUGGAAAUCAGUGUUAUUAAAUUAAAUUAAUUGUAAUAGCAUUUAAGGCAUAUAAUAUUUCUCUUUAUACUGAUGUUAAUAACCUAAUCUAUUAGGGAAAAUUUAUACGCCAACUAGAAAAGGUUUUGGUCAUGAAAUCAACUGUUUUGAUCCAUUGAGACAGCAUUAAUUUUGUUAAUGUUCGAUAUUGAAUAAACAGUUGCAAUAGUGAUUGAAAUUUGUUCUAAUUGUUGCGCUAAUUAAUCAGGUGACGUGAAACUAUAUAAGAUUUUGCGCAGGUAGCAAUCCUAUUAGGUGUAAAAAGCACAAAACGUAUUGUUGGAUAUGCAACUGAAAAAUGACUCAAUUCUGUUGUCUUCCAAUGCAUGGACGCACAGAAUGUUUAUCCGAAGGUCCUGUCAUCGUACUAUGGAGCAGUUCUUCUGACGAUUUCGAUGUAAAAUUAACAAUUCGAUACGCUUAAAACGUAGCGUAAAUUUUUUAUAAAUUACUAGUCAUUGGUGUCUAAUGUAGAUUUGUAACCGGACAGCACGUCGGUCGUUUCAUUUGUCUGCAUUCAUGUUAGCCGUAAGUCAUACCUGUCCAUAAUAAAGCAUAUCAGAGCGGCGACGCCGUCUUCAUCUCUUUAAUUGCACCUGAUCUGGUAGCCACUAGCCGGUCUGAGACUAGCCGCUUUAAUCCACAUCAUGAGCUUACCCUGUACAUUUAUAAAAAUUAUGUAUCGUAAAAUGUUAGAAAACUGAAUUAUAUUUGUUUGUAGAUCUAAUAA
This is a messenger RNA of Bicyclus anynana (squinting bush brown), 10561 nucleotides long. RefSeq names its product cAMP-dependent protein kinase type II regulatory subunit (gene Pka-R2). NCBI's taxonomy places the organism in Eukaryota, Metazoa, Arthropoda, Insecta, Lepidoptera, Nymphalidae. Gene Ontology annotation, biological process: regulation of protein phosphorylation. Gene Ontology annotation, cellular component: cAMP-dependent protein kinase complex. The record is from RefSeq and is a predicted model, not a curated record. The transcript has 7 exons. Gene Ontology annotation, molecular function: cAMP-dependent protein kinase regulator activity. Bases 354 to 1502 code for a protein of 382 amino acids.